CUCGCAUAUAUAAUCCUAAGCCAUCACCAGCUGUACAGUUUUGCUCUAUCCGGAACAAGAGUUUGAGAUAUCUCAUGGCGCCAAAGAAGGACAAGGCUCCACCACCAUCUUCAAAGCCCGCAAAGUCAGGCGGAGGCAAGCAGAAGAAGAAAAAAUGGAGCAAGGGAAAGCAAAAGGAGAAGGUGAACAACAUGGUUUUGUUCGAUCAAGCAACCUACGAUAAGCUUCUUAGUGAGGUUCCCAAGUACAAGCUUGUGACUCCAUCUAUCUUGUCCGACAGAUUGAGGAUUAGCGGUUCGCUUGCACGUAGAGCGAUCAAGGAUCUUAUGGCCAGAGGAUCAAUUAGGAUGAUAUCUGCUCAUGCCAGCCAGCAGAUUUACACUAGGGCUACCAACACCUAGGAGGGAAAAUGCAGUUCUCUUUCUAGCACUCAAAAGGAAUUUUAGUGCCAUUUUUGUUUUAUUUUUCCACAAAUCUUGUUAAAGAAGGCCCUGGAAAUUUUACUUGCCUUCUUUUUGUUGGCUGAAUAUUAUCUUCAUUUAAUCUGAUCAUCUAUGUUAUUAUUAUUA
Molecule: messenger RNA, 569 nt
Organism: Manihot esculenta (cassava)
Lineage: Eukaryota; Viridiplantae; Streptophyta; Magnoliopsida; Malpighiales; Euphorbiaceae
Product: 40S ribosomal protein S25
Exons: 4
Coding region: 75-401 (108 amino acids)
Cellular component (GO): cytosolic small ribosomal subunit
Molecular function (GO): structural constituent of ribosome
Source: RefSeq, a predicted model, not a curated record